Molecule: messenger RNA, 2858 nt
Organism: Ctenopharyngodon idella (grass carp)
Lineage: Eukaryota; Metazoa; Chordata; Actinopteri; Cypriniformes; Xenocyprididae
Gene: trib3
Product: tribbles pseudokinase 3
Exons: 4
Coding region: 803-1846 (347 amino acids)
Biological process (GO): protein phosphorylation; positive regulation of proteasomal ubiquitin-dependent protein catabolic process; regulation of MAP kinase activity
Cellular component (GO): nucleus
Molecular function (GO): protein kinase activity; ATP binding; mitogen-activated protein kinase kinase binding
Source: RefSeq, a predicted model, not a curated record
CAGGCUGGUGUAACACACUGAGCAUAUUAGACGUGCCCAGCCAAAUUGAGACUUUACAGUCGGACGGUCAGGCUGAGGGGCCACGUCUGAUUUGUGAUCUCAUUACUAAAGGGACCUAUAUUGCGCGAGCAACAAAAGACCAACUAAAAGGACUACUGUUUCAUUUCUACGCUGUCACCAAUUCGGACGUGUUCAACUUUCUUCGGACAAUUCCUUGUCUGUCGUCUAGCAAAACUUCCAGCUAAGUACGUUUAACAGCAUCUUAUCAAGUUUUAUUUGUCCGAUACUCACCGUGAAUGAUCUUAAACUUCAUCCGACCAAAGGACGUUUUACCAACAGUGAAAACCUAGAUCCAAGGAAAUACUGUCCAUUCAGGACGCGUUCAUUCAGCGGGAAUAAGGAACAAAGACAUUCGUGCCAACAACUGAAGAGCUUUUGGUGUUGCCGCCAGACUCAAAAGUAUCAAUUUGCUCAACUUCCAGGGCAAAGAAGAAGACAGAUCACGGAUGAAAAGACGCUAAAUGUGCAUGAAUAUCCGGGGAUUCUUUACAAAUUACCUACUGUAUAAGGCACGCGCGUCCUUUCAAAAAGACUCGUAUUUAUUCUGUAUUCACUGGAGACAACAUUAUCUCUCUUAUGCCGAGACUUAACUACAGUUGACAGUUUCCCAGUGUUGAUUUCAUAAUAUUUUAUGUUUUUCCCGGCUGGAAAUGUUCUCUGACAAGUAGACACAACUAAGUGCGCCUGUAGUUUUCAUUGUUCUGUUUUGGAGAGGAGCGGGUCCUUUGUCUAAAGCAGCGAGAUGAGUAUGAACCUGUCAACUCCUACACCUCCACUGCGACUGAAGCGAGUAGACUUUGAGGACUCUCACAACACCGAUACCUUCAAAUGCAAGCGCCGCAGGCUCAGCCAGCCUCCUUCCCCGGGUCUCGCACCCUGUCUUCGCCCCCUCUCCCAGAGCCUUGAGCAGCCGGGGGCCGAGAAGCACCACGUCUCGCGCAUCGGACCCUACAUCCUGUUGGAGGCCACAGAAGGAGCUCAGACGUUUAGAGCUGCCCAUCAGGUCACAGAACAGGAGUACACAUGCAAAGUGUUUUCCAUAAAGAAGUAUCACGAGUUUAUUGCACCCUACACUCGUCUGCUUCCACACAGCAACAUCUGCAAGAUUUCAGAGGUGGUGCUCGGGGAGAACAACGUGUACAUAUUCUUCGAGCGUAACUAUGGAGACAUGCACUCGUACGUGCGCACCUGUAAGAGGCUGCAGGAGGAUGAGGCGGUGCGCCUGUUCGGACAGAUGGCAGCCGCGGUUGCGCACUGUCACGAGAAUGGUGUCAUUUUAAGAGACCUUAAACUGCGCAAGUUUGUGUUCACCGAUCCACAGAGAACAAAGCUUGUCUUGCAAAACCUGGAGGACUCCUGUCUUCUUAACGGGAAUGAUGAUUCGCUGACGGACAAACAUGGCUGCCCGGCCUACGUGGGCCCGGAGAUCUUAAACUCACGGCACUCGUACUCAGGGAAGGCUGCCGACGUAUGGAGCCUUGGCGUCGUUCUCUACACCAUGCUAGUAGGACGUUACCCUUUUCAGGACGUGGAACCCACAGCACUGUUCAGCAAAAUUCGCAGGGGUGCGUUCACCAUCCCGGAGACUCUUUCACCCAGGGCUAAGUCACUGGUGUGCUGCAUGCUGAGGAAAUCUCCUUCUGAGAGGCUUGAGGCUGGAGAUAUACUUAUCCACCCGUGGCUCCACUGUAACAACAACGUGUCCCUCAGCCAGCACUCCAGCACCAGACACUCGACAGAUCAGGUGGUCCCCGAUUUUGAACCUAAUGAAACUGAAGAGCAUUAAUGAGCCUGUUUACCCACAAUCAGGGGGAGUGGACUCUAUGAAGAGAGAGCUAUUACCUCAAAAGGUAUGCAGAGUUCAAGGGCAUCGAAUGGAACAUAUUCCACAAACUGUGGUUAAUAGCAGUGAGGAACUGCUGAGGUGGUCAGGACAGGCCAGAGACUGACCUUGUAGUUUUUUACAAACAGAAGUAACUGUUUCUUACCUCUGAAAAUAUCCAUUUGUGGUGAUCUCUUCAAGAAAACGACACCCGGAGUGCAAAGUGCUGCUGCUAAAAACUCUUUCCUAGCAGAUGUUCGUUCACAGCACAGCUUCGGCUCUGAAAAAUAAUCAUGUGGCUCGUGCACACAAUUUUAACAUCAGUAUUGUCUAAUCAGUGCAUGGAUUUCCCAUAGUACACCCAUGUUGUGUAAAUUAAAGUACCUCUAACUUAAUUCCUGGUAUACUUGAUGCACACUUUGUGCCUUUAUGUACUGUUUACAUAUUUUUGCAGUGGAAAAUACAGAUUUGACUAUUUAAAGUGCCUUUUUUCCAGUAAAACAGCUUAUGUUGUUGGACUUGAAGUACCAAAGAUUUGAGUUCCCUCUGAGCGCAUGUAUCUGCAACGGGUUAGCACAAGUGCUCAUGUUUCCUUUUCAUUUGAAGAAUUCAAAAGGGUUCUGUGUUUUCUGCGAUUCUCUUUUGUAAAUGUCUUUCCAUUUGUUAAACUAUGUAUUUGUGCUGUAGAGCAGGACCCUGAGGGGAUGUGGAGCACAUUAUGCGCCACAGGAAACGUCCAUAUAAUGGUUUAGAGGUGUGCCUGACGAGAGAAACAAAGGCUUUACAUACGUUAGCGUUUGUGAUGCCUGCAUGCAAUGCUUUGACACUUUUUUUCGUUAAAGUACUUGUCAUUUUGUAGAUAUCUUUUUGUUACUAGUGAGAAGUGGACACUACAUUUGUUGUUGUUUCAAGGGGUGACAUACCUACAAACAAGUAUUUUGUUGUUGCCAGUACAAAUAAAAUGAAAAAAAAUCAA